Messenger RNA from Gamsiella multidivaricata, 495 nucleotides. RefSeq names its product vacuolar ATP synthase 16 kDa proteolipid subunit. The record is from RefSeq and is a predicted model, not a curated record. Gene Ontology annotation, molecular function: proton-transporting ATPase activity, rotational mechanism. The coding region runs from base 1 to 495 and encodes 164 amino acids. Gene Ontology annotation, cellular component: proton-transporting V-type ATPase, V0 domain. Gene Ontology annotation, biological process: proton transmembrane transport. NCBI's taxonomy places the organism in Eukaryota, Fungi, Mortierellomycota, Mortierellomycetes, Mortierellales, Mortierellaceae. The transcript is spliced from 4 exons.
AUGUCUGCUCUCGUCGCUACUGAAUACUGCCCUGUGUACUCCCCCUUCUUUGGAGUCAUGGGUGCCACCAGCGCAAUCGUCUUUUGCUGCUUCGGAGCUGCGUACGGUACUGCCAAGUCUGGUGUUGGUCUCACCUCCAUGGGUGUUCUCCGCCCUGACUUGAUUAUGAAGGGUGUCGUCCCCAUUAUUAUGGCCGGUAUUAUCGGUAUUUACGGACUGGUCGUGUCUGUGCUGAUCGGAAACGGAUUUUCCCAAACAAUGUCGCUGUACGCUGGCUUCAUUCAGUUGGGCGCUGGAUUGAGUGUCGGUCUUGCCGGAAUGGCUGCUGGUUUCGCUGUCGGUAUUGUUGGUGAUGCUGGUGUCCGCGCCUCUGCUCAACAGCCACGACUCUUCACAGGAAUGAUUCUCGUCCUGAUUUUCGCUGAGGUGUUGGCUUUGUAUGGUCUUAUCGUUGCUUUGAUUCUCAACACCAAAGCUUCGGAUGCCCAGUGCUAA